Messenger RNA from Drosophila subobscura, 2410 nucleotides. RefSeq lists its product as uncharacterized. The transcript is spliced from 4 exons. Gene Ontology annotation, cellular component: cytoplasm. Gene Ontology annotation, biological process: heme biosynthetic process. The record is from RefSeq and is a predicted model, not a curated record. NCBI's taxonomy places the organism in Eukaryota, Metazoa, Arthropoda, Insecta, Diptera, Drosophilidae. Gene Ontology annotation, molecular function: hydroxymethylbilane synthase activity. The coding region runs from base 353 to 2248 and encodes 631 amino acids.
GAUAUAGCCCCAUUUGUCUUUCUGUUUUGCUCGGUCGUAGUAUCGGCCAGCGAAAAAAUCCAAUUGAUUCUUGAAUCAAGUUAAGCAACUGAUUAGUACAAAGCCAACGUGACAAUAAUCCAACCAUGUGUCGGGAUAGUGCGUGCAUUUAAGUUUUCAUUCAUCGUUCAUCUUGGCAAGGCUCUCUCUCUAUAUACACGCAACGUGACCCCGAAAGCUGUCCCCGCGCGCACACUUUCACUUUACCCUGCUCCACGACUUCCAGCCACCUCAACAACAACACAACGAACAAAUAACCUAGCAUAAACAAAUUAUUGUGCAAUACUAUCUAGUUAAAAUAUAACUUAAAAGCAUGUCUGCGCAGGAAAAGGUCAUUCGAGUGGGGUCGCGAAAGAGCGAGCUGGCUCUCAUUCAAACCAAACAUGUCAUCGGCCGACUCCAGAAACUGUAUCCCAAGCAGAGGUUCGAGAUACACACCAUGUCGACGUUCGGGGAUCGUGUGCUCAAUGUUUCACUGCCCAAAAUUGGUGAAAAAAGUCUGUUUACCCGCGAUCUGGAAGAUGCCCUGCGGAAUGGUGGUGUGGAUUUUGUGGUUCACUCGCUGAAGGAUCUGCCAACCGCUCUGCCCACAGGCAUGGCCAUCGGAGCAGUCCUAGAGCGCGAGGAUGCACGAGAUGCUCUGGUGCUACGAGAUAAUUUUCAAGGCCACACAAUAGCCUCUCUGCCGCAGGGGAGUGUGAUUGGCACCUCCUCGUUACGUCGCACUGCACAGAUCCGACGGCUGUAUCCCCAUUUGAUCGUUUGCGAUAUCCGGGGGAAUCUGAACACUCGACUGGCAAAACUCGAUGCCGCAGACUCCAAGUUUGCGGGCAUUAUACUCGCCCAGGCGGGUCUCGUGCGGAUGGGAUGGAUGAGCCGCAUCAGCCAGGUGCUGGAGCCCACCGAUCUCCUCUAUGCCGUCGGACAGGGCGCCCUGGCCGUCGAGUGUCGUGCGAACGAUGUCCAGGUGCUGGGAAUGCUGCAGAAACUGAUGUGCCUGAAUACCACAUGCCGCAUUCUGGCGGAGCGGAGCUUCCUCAAGACAUUGGGCGGCGGCUGCUCUGCACCGGUGGCUGUUUGGAGCAAACUUCAGGGCGAACCGUUGAAUGCCAGCAGCCAGGAUGUGGAUCUGUCCCUCACGGGCGCCGUCUGGAGUCUGGAUGGUGCCAUUGAGAUCCGAAACCAUUUGUCAUGUGCCUUGAGCGAGAAGCAAACGAGUAAGCGUGGAGCUCAGCAGGAGGAGCAGGAAAACAGCAGCAGCUGCGACUCGCCGCCGGCCAGCAAGCGACCAAGGAAUGGGAACUGCAGCUCGGGGGGCUCGUCGGGCUCCUCCGAUUCGAACUCUAAUUCCAGUAGUCCACCCCGGCCGCAGGGCAGUCCCCCGGUGAUCUGUGAGGAUGUGGUGGCCUGCGAGGUUCUGGCGGGUUACAGCGUGGAGCAGUUGACGGAUCUGGCCAGCCACUGCCCUGUUCUAAGCAACAACAACACUCUGGGCGCCAGCGGCGAUGCAGGAGGAGGCGAUGCCGACACCAACAACGCCAAUCGGUGCCCAAUGCAACGUGAUGUGGUCCCCCAUUCGGGUGGCGAUGCAUCAGGAGAUUCAGAUACAUCUUCGAAUGUAAAUCCAACUCCCCAUUGUCCCCUGCAGAUGCCAGUGGGCGUGGACUUUAUGGGCGAGUGCCCGUACGUGAACAAUGAGACGAAAAUCUCAUAUGCCAAGGCCGGCAAAUGUCCAGUGACCCAUGCAACAGCAGCGGCGGCGGGGGCAGUGCCUGCUCAACCGAUUCUACCCACUCCACCGAGCAGUCGGGCCAGCGUUGGCAGCAGCAUCGGUGAUGAGCUGGACAAUGUGGCAACGGUGUCUUCCAAGUGCCCCUUUGCGGCCAUGCACCAGGGCAGUGGCCUCGAGGCGCCGACCAAGGAGACUGGAGCACCCCCAAAGUGUCCGUUCCUCCAGAAGACAGUGCAAAUGUUCGACUACGCAGAUGAGGAGCAGCCCAAGCCGCAGACGGUGCUCAUUGAGGAUGUGGAGAACCUCUUUUGCGGUCUGUACCAGCAUCCAUGCUACAGCCGAUUGGUGUACGAGCGAGCGAAUCUGCUGGGCAAGUCACUCGCCGAGGAGCUGAUCAAAAAGGGCGCACUGGAUGUGAUGAAGAUUGCACAGGCAGAGAUCCAUGGCAAAGUGGGGACCACCCUGACGACAUCCUGAAGGCAGGAGAGCAGGACUCCAUUAUCAUUAUCGUUAUCAUCCUUUACAUUAAGUAGAAAAAGUGUAAUUAGAUAAUAUUGUGUGUUGUUUACAUUUACAUUUUCCAUUAUCAUUUUCAUUGCUAGAGGUAGAGGUUGAAGUUGAGCAGUUCCCCCCACCAAA